CAGCAAUUCCAGCGCUUUGAAGUGAGAAUCUCAUUCAUCUUGGCCUGCAAAGACGGUGGGGGAUGGGUACGGCAACAAACUCCACAGCCAAACAAAACGGGCCUGCACGCAAAAAAAAAAAAGUGUCCGACACGGAAUGAAAUAUCCAUCCAUCCAUCCAUCCAUCCAGGAGCAUAGUCCAACCUCUGCUGGCAAAGCAGCAAUAACACUCUGGACAUGGAAUCUUCUUCCUCAAUACAAUGCAGCUCAAAGAAGAGACAGAUCCAAACCCCUGCAGCACAAAAGAUGGUCAAAAGGCCAAAGACGGAGCUGGAGGAAGAUGUGAUGCAGCCUGGACCUCCUCCUGCUUCACCACGAGUUUCAGUGCGAUCUCAUCAUCUCCAGCAACCACUCUCUCUCUCUCAGCUGGCAGAGCUGAUCCAUUUUGCUGCUCUGGGGAAAUCAGCCGGCUUGCAGCAGCCCAGUUGGUGCCGUCUCCGCCAUCAUAAAAAGGUAACGGGUGUAAACAUUGUGAUCGUGGAGGGAGUGACGCAGAAUCUCUUCUAUAAGAAUUACCUCAUGAUGAAGCAUCUCAGGACAAGCUAUUCCACUAGGAUGACUUUUGCAUCACCGCCUAACAAUGUGGCAUCUGGAAUCUUUAGCAGUGAAGUACCUAAAGUUGACCUCAUAUCAGCUCCCAGACCAAAUGAUAAGCUUAAAAAAGCUCUGAAAAAUCAUCCAGUUGUCACUAAAUUUGGGAUGGAGAAGAAAGGACUAACAGCAUAUCUUCUAACCCAGGAGGAGAGGAUAAAAAGCCACUAUCCUGUCAAAGGGUUUGUAGGUUUUGAGGACUUCUUGUGCACAGAUUCAGUCGACUGUGUCUCAGACUGUAGUCCUCUAUAUGGACUCGACUGUGAAAUGUGUCUAACAGAAAAGGGCUACGAGUUGACCCGCGUGUCUCUAGUGGACAGCUGUGGGAAGUGCAUCAUGGACGAACUAGUGAAACCGCAGAACCGUGUCCUUAAUUAUCUCACAAAGUUUUCUGGCAUCACUGCAGCAAUGUUGCGACCAAUCACAACCACUCUGAGGGAGGUGCAGCAUAAACUCAGGGAGCUGCUGCCGGGGGACGCAGUUCUGGUGGGACAUUCCUUGAACAACGAUCUCGCGGCUCUGAAGGUCAUCCAUCCACAUGUGAUCGACACCUCGCUUCUCUACAAACGAGAACUGGGACAGAAAUUUAAGCUGAAGGUUCUGGCUGAGACGAUUCUAGAUAAGAAGAUUCAAACCGAAGAGAGAGAAGGUCAUGAUCCCAUUGAGGACGCUGCAGCGGCUCUGGAACUGGCUCAGUACUUCAUCGAAAGGGGACCAUGUCAGGUUGUUGAGCUCCAUCUAGAGGAUCUUUGGGGAUACAAGCUGGAGGAAGAACCUCCUGACUGCACUUCCAUCCUCACACCAAGUUUCAGGUUUGCUGACGUUCUGCAGACUCUGGGUCGCUCAGUAACCUUUUUAGGAAAGCGAGCUGAUAUUAGUCUGGACCUGUCCCAUCAGCAGUGGUUCAUCUCUGACAAAGAAAUGCUGGCGUCUUUCAAAAGACAAACCAAGAAGCCGUUCCUCUCCGUCCUUCAGUUUUCCUCGUUUUUGGACCACAUGAAGAGAUGCUUCCCUGACCAGCAGCAGCUGCACCGGAGUGUGUGCGCACACCUUCGAGGCAUGUGUGUGGUGUUUGCUGGGCCGUUCCCCGCAGGUUUCUCUGAGAAGAAAGUGAAGCGGCUGUUUGGCCGCUGUGGAGCAGUUCGGAGAAUUCAGAUGCUGAACACGAGUGUCAGAGUCCAUGCAGAGGUGGAGUAUGAGCUGCUGGAGGGAGCCGUGCUCGCUUUAAGAACUUUAAAUGGACUGAAUGUGAAGGGCCAGCCCAUUAAGGUGCAGAGGCCGCUGUCUGAGUCCACGUUAGACCUGGAUCUACAUCUUGACGCCCUGGAGGGCGAUCCUCUGAGUUCCCGUGUUCUCUACGCCGUCCUGAGUCGGAGCACGUCCACGCAGCUCAAUGGACAUAGUUUAAAUGGCAAACGCUUAGCAGCAGAAAAUGGGGUUUCAGCUGCAAAAAUCAACGGGCAGUCGCCCCUCAUGUCUGAAGAGAGUGUCAGAGAUUCGUUUAGUCGCUUUGGUGCGGUGAAGAGCAUCACGGUGCCGGAAAAAUCUGGAAAAUGUGCCAAACAUGCCUUCAUAAAGUUUGGAAGUCCAGAGGGCAAAGAAGCAGCUGUCAGCUCCUCUGAAGAUCUACAGCAAGACAACUACCUAAUUUGCCCAUCCUUGACUCCGCCUCAUUUAGUCACAUGGGUUGCCGCGACAACAACAUCAGCUGAAGGCACAGAUGAGAAGAUACUCAACAUUUGCCCUCAGGAAACACCCACAAAACCUGUGGAGGAGAAUCAAGGAACUGAUGUCAUGAUGAAGAAGCUGGACCGCCAGCUGGGAAAAGUGUUCCGAUCGCUCCCAGACGUUACCCUGUCUGUAGUCUUACUGGUUGGAGCUGGCAGCAUGGAGAGUGAACAUCCUGGUUUGUGUUUGCUGGAGGUCAAACAAACAAAAACAAAGUGUUUUCUUUAGCCGCUUGCAACCCAGAAGCCUAAGCUGAAUAACAUUUCAGAAACUGUGGCCUUCUAUGUGAGAUUGCACAAGGAUUUUUUGUUUUUGUUGAGAUUUAUGAAGUACGAUGGAAUCAUAUUUAUGACUUUAAAAGUCAUAGGCUAAAUGUAUUACUUUUUUCCUGUAAAUUCACAACUUUUAAUCUUGUAAAUUCAUGCUAAAAAAAAUUGUAAAUUUAAGCGAUUAAAAGUCAUAAAUUUACUGGGAAAAACCCAUAAAUUUUUUUUUCUUUUGGUGGCCCUAAAGCUCCAUCGUAAUGAAGCUUUGCUCAUACAUAUCCCUCAUUCAUGCUUUAAGUUUUAAGCUUUCAUAAAGACUUUACAAAUAAAGGUAUAAAAAGGAAAUCAAAUGUACUGAUUUUAAAUGUUUUAUUAGAUAAACUGAUUGGAAAAACUGUAACAUAAUGUGUUGGAGCCGGUAAGAAAAUCUACUAUAUAGAAUAAUAGUGAAUAUAUUUGGAAACCAAAAGAUAGUUUUCUUCUCUUGUAAAAUAGAUUUCUAUGGUUUAAGGAGACAUAAAGAAUUACAAAAAAUAAAAUAAA
Oryzias melastigma (Indian medaka) is the source of this 3167-nucleotide messenger RNA. Its product is annotated as RNA exonuclease 5. NCBI's taxonomy places the organism in Eukaryota, Metazoa, Chordata, Actinopteri, Beloniformes, Adrianichthyidae. Gene Ontology annotation, cellular component: nucleus. The transcript has 20 exons. The coding region runs from base 217 to 2586 and encodes 789 amino acids. The record is from RefSeq and is a predicted model, not a curated record. Gene Ontology annotation, molecular function: exonuclease activity; RNA binding.